UGCUUUCUCCAUCUGGUGAAAACCGCAAAGGAAAUAAGAAGCAGACCAGUAAACCCAUCACUGCAAUCAACUUCUGUUUGUUGUGGGACAAAGUUUUCAUUGUGAUUUUAUUUUUGUCGAAUUUCGAAAAUUCCGGUUCUUCUGAUACAAUACGCACAUUAGUUAUUGGGAAGGAAUCUCAACUACCAGCAUGAACGCUGUUGAACAGGCAUGCGUUCCGCACCUAGCGUUAUUUAUCAAGGAAGACGCGGUCAUCGACGGUGCCAAUGAGAUCCUGAAGACUAUCAAGCCGCAUUGGCACAUCAAAGACGUGCGGCAUAAGAUGUUUACUGAUGGUAUCACGAAUAAGCUUGUCGGAUGUUUCAAUCAACCCAAUCAAGGCGGUGUGAGCCGCGGAGACACAAGCAAGACAUUCGACCCCGAUACGGCAGUGACGGAGGAUGUUAUGCUGAUUCGCGUUUAUGGCAACAAAACGGAUCUGCUGAUCGAUCGGCGAAAAGAGACUGAAAACAUCUUGUUAAUGAACAAAUAUGGUUACGCUCCCUCCAUCUAUGCGACGUUCGACAACGGCUUGGCGUAUGAGUAUGUACCCGGGACGACACUAACCCCAACCAGUUGUCAAGAAGAGUAUAUCUGGCCCCUGGUGGCCCGUCGGAUGGCUCAAAUGCACAAAGUGCGGCCUAUUCCCUUGACGGAUGAAAGACCGGCGUUGGUGGCUAAGAUGGACCAAUUUUUAGCGUUGAUUCCGGAAUCCUUCAGCGAUGCUGCUAAAGACAAACUGGUGUGGAAGGUAUUUCCGAGGGUCAGCGAACUACGGGCAGAAUUUGGCGAUCUGUAUGCAAAGCUGCAGCGCUUGAACAGUCCUGUAGUCUUUUGCCACAAUGAUUUGCUACUAGGAAACGUGAUCUACGACAAGACACGGAGCAGAGUCACCUUCAUUGACUACGAGUAUGCGGGCCUCAAUCACCAGGCGUUCGACAUUGGUAAUCACUUCACGGAGUUUGCCGGUGUCGCAGAGAUCGAUUACUCCCGAUAUCCGUCUAAGGACUUUCAAAUGCGCUGGUUGCGUGAAUACCUGGAAGAGUUUAUCAACGGGGAAACAACGAAUACCUCGCCUAUAGUUGAAGCAGAUGUGCAGCGACUGUAUGUGCAGGUGAAUCAGUACGCUCUGGCGUCCCAUUUCCUGUGGGCUGUUUGGGCACUCAUACAAGCGGAGCAUUCAACGAUAGACUUCGAUUUCGUGCAGUUCGGCGUCAUUCGCUUUACCGAGUAUCGCCGAAAGAAGGAUGAAUUUCUAACACUAUGCGCCGACUAGAGUUUAAAAGUGUUAUGGGUGCUACAGUCACGCAUUGGCAUUACUAUUAUUCUUUGUCACUUCGUGAAUCAUCAAUAGUUUAGCUGGCCAUUCGAGCAGACAUUCCCUUAUAUCCCGACUGUGCUCAAAUCAGCUAUCCGUAUUGCAUUACUCAGUAUCAAUAUCGAAGUACAAAGAGUAAACGUAUCGCGGAAACCGUUUGAAGCUGGCAAAACGUUUUAUUACUGUAAGUUAUUACUUAUCAAUCAUUCAUCACAUCAUUACUUAACGAAUGCUAAACUAGGCAUUCCUAUAGACAUGCCGGGCAGCGCCGUUAACAUCAGUCUUUUAUAAUAUUGGUUCAAACGGGUUAUCUUGCUAUAAACUAGGAGCAACGAAAUAUAUGAUUAUAUCUGU
Messenger RNA from Anopheles cruzii, 1711 nucleotides. It is a transcript of the gene eas, whose product is annotated as ethanolamine kinase. The transcript has 4 exons. NCBI's taxonomy places the organism in Eukaryota, Metazoa, Arthropoda, Insecta, Diptera, Culicidae. Gene Ontology annotation, molecular function: ethanolamine kinase activity. The record is from RefSeq and is a predicted model, not a curated record. Gene Ontology annotation, cellular component: cytoplasm. Bases 191 to 1315 code for a protein of 374 amino acids. Gene Ontology annotation, biological process: phosphatidylethanolamine biosynthetic process.